Molecule: messenger RNA, 513 nt
Organism: Eruca vesicaria subsp. sativa (arugula)
Lineage: Eukaryota; Viridiplantae; Streptophyta; Magnoliopsida; Brassicales; Brassicaceae
Source: the annotation of a GenBank genome assembly
AUGUGGACAAGGCGGCAAGCCGUGAUCAUUACUCUAGGGCACGAUCACCAUUUGACGAGCGUAGAAACCGGCUGUGGAAUGACAAUGGUCGCAAGACAGGUCCUGAUAUUAGGAUCUUUAGGCGCGGAGAGGACAAAUCAAGGAGGUUUGGAGGAGCUAGGCAUGAAGCGGCGUUGGAGAGCAAAACCUAAUUUAAAUACUCGUGCGCCUGUUGAAGUACAUGAAGGGAAUCCAUCCGAGGUUCCACUGCAGGGCAAGGAGGUAUCAUAUGCUAGUUUUGAGAAGAAUGAGCUACAGCAGCGUGAUGGUACUAGAUAUCAGAGGAGGCUUGCUAGUACAAUUGUUACUCCAACUGCUGUGGAGCACACAAUGGAGUGUAACAUAACAAUUCGCACCAAAGGUGUUGCGAAUAUACUUUCUUUCUCGCCUUUGCAGGAACAAGAAACUGAUGACACGGAGCAAAUGAUUGGAGCACUGAAUUACAUGGAUACAGUGGACCAACAAACGGCUUGA